This is a messenger RNA of Acaulospora morrowiae, 354 nucleotides long. The record is from the annotation of a GenBank genome assembly. Lineage: Eukaryota; Fungi; Glomeromycota; Glomeromycetes; Diversisporales; Acaulosporaceae.
AUGCCAUACCGCGAAAAAAGCGACCAAGAGAAAAUAACUGACAAUUCCGAUAUUGAAGUAGAGACCUAUGAAGAAGAUGUAAACGGUUGCACUCCCUUGGAUAUUAACAUCCUUGGCCUUAUUAGUCUAACUGGACAAAUAUGUCCGGCCGAACCAAGUCUUGAUCUCUGCAUAACCUUACUUGGCGAAUGUUUAGAAGGAGAUCCUACAAAUGAACUGGAGUUUACCGUAAACUUAAUUGUAAUCUCUGGAUCCAUUACAUUCUAUUUGAAUGAAGGUUGUCUAGAAAUAGGAUUCAAUCUCCAAACUCCAUGGGGCUUUGAAUAUGAUGGAAGCGCGCAGAUAUGUUUUUAA